AUGGAUAACUUAAAAGAGAAAGGUGAAGAUUUCAAAGAUCCUAAAAAAUCACAGGAAGCUAGCAGUGUAGAAGUACCUGCAUCAAUAGAUCCUUCUGAAAAAUGGCUAAUCAGAGAUUGUGAGAUAUACAAAGAUGAAUAUGAUGAGUGCACUAGUUAUAAGGCAAGGUUUCAUCAAUAUUUUAUAUAUGGUGAAUCAUUAGAUUGCAACCCCUGGAAGAGAGAUUAUGACAACUGUCGGAAAUGGGUUGAUAAUAAAGAUGUUAAGGCUGCACAAGCUGUGAUUAAAAGUGAAAAGAUUCGAAGAAUGACAAGAUUAAGAGCCCAUUAUCAAAAUGAUGUAUGGAAAAAAAGAGAAUCCCCACCAGAAGAUUGGGCAGGUCCUUUACCAGACUGGAUGGCCAAGAGAGAUGAAAACACAUAUCUUGCACAAAUGGCCCAACAAAUGAGAGAAGGCACAGAUGAAAAUACAAGUAGUUCAUGUGUCAUAAUG
This is a messenger RNA of Brenthis ino (lesser marbled fritillary), 492 nucleotides long. Lineage: Eukaryota; Metazoa; Arthropoda; Insecta; Lepidoptera; Nymphalidae. The record is from the annotation of a GenBank genome assembly.